Molecule: messenger RNA, 3437 nt
Organism: Anguilla rostrata (American eel)
Lineage: Eukaryota; Metazoa; Chordata; Actinopteri; Anguilliformes; Anguillidae
Gene: chst10
Product: carbohydrate sulfotransferase 10
Exons: 6
Coding region: 179-1276 (365 amino acids)
Biological process (GO): carbohydrate biosynthetic process; proteoglycan biosynthetic process
Cellular component (GO): membrane
Molecular function (GO): sulfotransferase activity
Source: RefSeq, a predicted model, not a curated record
UUAACCAAUAGAAAAGCCGCCGCUUGCUCCCAGCGGCAGAGGCUCCUCCCUUUUGCCCCGGAAAGUACAUGCGUUCGUCCAGGCUACAGAAAUACUGACAGAUGGGGCUGAGCUAAAACGGAUCGCGCUGUUGUAAUCUUGCAGGUGUCCGUGUGGUGCCCAUGCCGGCCGCAGGCUGAUGACCGACAGGAUGCGGCACCACUGGCUGCUGCUCGGUGCGUGCGGCUGGGUGCUGCUCAUCCUCAUGUUCGCCAGCAAAUUCAUCAAUUUGAACUUUAGAGUCCCGGAUGACUAUGGGGGUAAAUCUGAGCUGCUGAGCUGGACAGAGUCGGCCAUGAAAAACCUCCAAUCGCCUGCCGCCCGAGAGCCAGAGAAGAGCCCAGCUUCACCGGGCCCGUCUGCGGCCGGUGGCACGCUGGACCCGCUGGACUGGCAGGCCGUGGAGACGCAGCGGCUGGAGCUCCUCUCCAGCGUGUGUGGCAACGCGUCACUGAGGAACCUCACGCACACGCCCGUCAGCAGGUUCGUCCUGGACCGCAUUUUCGUCUGCGACAAGCACAAGAUCCUGUUCUGCCAGACGCCCAAAGUGGGAAACACCCAGUGGAAGAAGGUCCUGAUCGUCCUGAACGGAGCUUUCUCUACGGUGGAGGAAAUUCCGGAGAGUGUGGUGCAUGACCAUGAGAAGAACGGCUUGCCCCGCCUGUCAUCGCUGAGUGAGCAGGGGAUCCGGCACAGGCUCAGCACGUAUUUUAAGUUCUUCAUCGUGCGCGACCCCUUUGAGAGACUCAUCUCUGCUUUCAAGGACAAGUUCCUGCAGAACCCGCGAUUUGAGCCCUGGUACAAGCACGACAUUGCGCCCGCCAUCAUCCGUAAAUACCGCCGGACGCAGCGCGAGGGGGCCCCGGGCCUGCGCUUUGAGGACUUUGUCCGUUACCUGGGCGACCCUGGCCGCCGUCGAUUGGACCGGCAGUUUGGGGACCACGUUAUCCACUGGGUGAGCUACACUGAGCUGUGUGCUCCCUGCGAGAUCGGCUACAGCGUGGUGGGACACCACGAGACCCUGGAGAGGGACGCCCCCUUCAUCCUGCGGGCUGCCGGCAUCCACCGCCUGGUCUCCUAUCCCACAAUCCCCCCUGGCAUCACCCGCUAUAACCGCACCAAGGUGGAGCGCUAUUUCUCCGGCAUCAGCAAGCGUGACAUCCGCCGUCUUUACGCUCGUUUCCAGGGAGAUUUUAGCCUCUUUGGUUACCAGCGGCCCAACUUCCUCCUGGACUAACCCGCCAAAAUAAAAGCGGCUCACGGCCACAUCGGGUCCCUCCUCCCUCCCACCUCCUGCACCUCUUUUUCUGUUUUCCUAAAGUUCCUGAACACGGCUUGUAGAAAGAGGGAGGGAGAGAGGAAGAGAUGGAGAGAAGGAGAGGGGGAGCGAGAGAGAGACAGUAAACAUGCAGAGCCAUAUCUGGUCAUGUGACCCUGAGCAGAUCACUCUUCAGGAAGGGGAGCAGGCCUCUGGUAGGAGAGAUGAUCGUUGGCCUGCUUGGAAGUGGUUCUUGUGGGCACGUCCACGGCUCUGGUCUCUGCAUCUCUGGAGGGGGGGGGAGGGGGGGGGAGGGGGAGACACCCUCCACACCCCCUCGUCUCCAUGUGUCAAAGCGGUCACCAUGGAAACGUUUCAGCAAUGGGUAGCCGCUGUGUUUCCAUUUGAUUACAGAGAGGCCUGAGUGUAGUUUUAUUUAACAAUGUACUGUAUGGAUAAUAAUAAUAAUAAUAAUAAUAAUAAUAAUAAUGUUAUUUUGAGGCUGCAGUGACUGUCUGACAUUACUCCUUUGAGAGGAGAACACAUACAUUACUAUACCUGGACUAACAUUAUAUUGCUAUGGAGCAGCAGUACUGCUGCACUCUGACCUGCUCAUCUGUCCUUUAGUACUGAGGGCGGGUCCAGGGAAGAAGGAGUGCCUCUCGUUGGCUAUUUCCUAAUAAACUGAAGGGGGAACCCUCUGACAAUGUGUGCUUAAAAACAGGAAAAAUACAUGUUUUUCUCUCCUGAGCUACAGUCAUAAGCCACAGACACAGAUUAUGGAAUGGUGGAGCUGCAGAGAUGGAGAUUAUGGAAUGGUGGAGUAGCAGAGAUGGAGAUUAUGGAAUGGUGGAGCUGCAGAGAUGGAGAUUAUGGAAUGGUGGAGCUGCAGAGAUGGAGAUUAUGGAAUGGUGGAGCUGCAGAGAUGGAGAUUAUGGAAUGGUGGAGUAGCAGAGAUGGAGAUUAUGGAAUGGUGGAGCUGCAGAGAUGGAGAUUAUGGAAUGGUGGAGCUGCAGAGAUGGAGAUUAUGGAAUGGUGGAGUAGCAGAGAUGGAGAUUAUGGAAUGGUGGAGCUGCAGAGAUGGAGAUUAUGGAAUGGUGGAGCUGCAGAGAUGGAGAUUAUGGAAUGGUGGGGCAGCAGAGAUGGAGAUUAUGGAAUGGUGGAGUAGCAGAGAUGGAGAUUAUGGAAUGGUGGAGCAGUAGAGAUGGAUAUUAUGGAAUGGUGGGGCAGCAGAGAUGGAGAUUAUGGAAUGGUGGAGUAGCAGAGAUGGACAUUAUGGAAUGGUGGAGUAGCAGAGAUGGAGAUUAUGGAAUGGUGGAGCAGUAGGGAUGGAGAUUAUGGUGGGCUCCCUUUUCUUCUUGAUGGAGACUCAGAAGCUCAUUUUUCUAGAGCUGCUGAAGGAUCUUGGAAAGAUGCCAUAAUGCAUUAAUGAUCGGCUGUCGAUGACUGUAAUGGUUUGAUGGUUGUGAAGCUCCUGAUUCGUUAGUCAAUUACAAUGAGCUCUCUGAUUAGCGGAAAUUGGCUGUUGUAUCUUCCUUGAUUGGCUGACUAUGGACUCUGCUGUUUGGUGACCUUCCCCAGGGUAGUCCAACUGCAAGAUCCCAAAUCCAAUAAAAUCUAACUGUGUGUGUGUACGUGUGUGUGUGUGUGCGUGUGUGCAUGUGUGUGUGUGUGUGUUCAUGUAUGUAUGUAUGUAUGCAAGCUUGCACGCGGAAGUACAGAUUUGGGUCAGAUCUGGAUAAUUAGCCUGAGCUCGUUUAGAGGCUCAGGUGUGAUGAUGACCAGAUGGUGCGGAAGCUGGGCGCCUGGACAGCCUGCUGAUCCUCAGCCAUAGGACAGUGUGAGAGCCCCGCCCUCUGCAGGGCCGACCAGAAGCCGCUCCCUGGCAGAAUGAGCGCUGUGAUUGGUGGGAUUGAUGGCACAGUGCCUGUGUGAGUCAGAGCGCUGUGAGAUUUGUGUUGACACUCAAGACUCUGUGUGCUUCUCCAGUACACUAUAUCUGUCUCUGCAGUUUGCGUACUCAUGCACUAGGGGGCACCAGUCAGCCAUGCUGGAGCGAUAAAACAGGCUCCACAAAGACAUCUUCAUUGUUAGGUUUCAUUUAAAAAUGGACAAUAAAAGUUAAUGUGAUCAAAAGGUA